GAGGAAAGUUUGUAAAUGUUAUAUCGGAAAUUCUCUUGCACUGGAAAUUUCGAUGUCCUGUAAGUGGUAUAACAGAAGAAAACGCUCUCGCAAACACAGCAACUCCACCAUAAGAUGACACAUACAAAUAUUCCUGGAGCAGAGAAGAUAAUGGCUUCCCAGUGGACUCGUGCAAACAGUGCAGAAAAGAAGGUGCCCCAUACUCGGAUUGAGGAUGAAUCCAGCAUACAGAAAGUCUAUUCCUUUGGGGAGAAAUUAGGUCAAGGCAACUUUGGCUUUGUCUGCGAAGCCACUCACAUUGAGACGCGGAGGAAGUGGGCAAUUAAGAAGGUGAACAAAGAGAAGGCAGGCACUUCUGGUGUGAAACAUCUGGAAAGGGAAGUUAGCAUAUUGAAACAAGUGAAACAUGAACAUAUUAUACAUCUGCAGGAAGUCUUUGAGACACCAAAGAGGAUGUAUCUUGUGACUGAGCUUUGUGAAGGAGGCGAUCUAAAGCAUCUCCUGCAGAAGCGAAGGAGCUUCACUGAGGAGGAGACCAGACACAUCAUCAAAAGCUUAUCGGAAGCUAUUGUUUAUCUGCACAAAAAAGACAUUGUUCAUCGUGACCUCAAACUGGAAAACAUUCUUGUGAAAAGUUGUCACCAAGGCAACGAUAACGAAAUGGUCAAUAUCAAGGUCACAGAUUUCGGGCUUUCCGUUCAGAAGGGUGGCGUGGGCAGUGAGAACAUGCUGCAGGACACCUGCGGGACACCCAUUUACAUGGCACCUGAGGUGAAAAAUGGUCACCAGUAUAGCCAACAGUGUGAUGUGUGGAGCAUCGGCGUCAUCAUGUACAUGCUGCUGUGUGGAGAGCCUCCUUUUAUAGCCAACUCUGAGGAGAAACUUUUCGAGGUGAUAAUGAAGGGAGAGCUCACUUUCUCUGGCCCUGUGUGGAGCACUGUUAGUGAAGCAGCUAAAAAUGUACUGCGAUGUCUGUUGAAAGCUGACCCGGCGCACCGCAUGACAGCCAGGGAGUUGCUAGAUAACCCUUGGAUUUCGGGGGAUACGUCCACCACCACCACACGCACAAACGUUUUAGAAUUGAUGCAGCAGUUCCGGAGCGCACCAGAGGUUGAAGAGAGUGUAGAGAUGAGUGAGGGACUAUGCAACCUGUCUCUCGUUUCCAAUCAGGAUGGAGAAUCAGGGUCUGGAACAUCUCAAGAACAAUCAGGAACCCCAGUACCUCCUGUGGAGGACUUCACAGACAGCAACAAGCCUUCCAGUCUGAACAAGACGCCUCUGAAGAAGAAAGUGUCAGCCUCUAAUGGUGUUAAGAAAAGCGCAAAGGCCUGCAGCUCUGUCAAUUCAUCCUCUACACAGUCCUACACAGGUAACAAACCCCCUGUUCAGCCAAGCGCAAAGAGCUACAGCAAGGCCUCCAUCUCGGGAUCCUGCGUCAAAUCACCAGCAGAUGCAGCCGCUGUAGCAUCCAACUCAAGCAGGCGCGAAAGCCUGUCCCCACGCCCCUCCACCUCUUCCAUCCGCCGUUCCACCAAUACAGGCUUUGGCUUCCAGGCUAAAAAACACAGCUAGACCUCAGCAGGGAGACUGGUUGAGUGGCCAUAUUGAGUGCCAAAGGUGAGGAAUGCUGUUCCAGGGAUCCACUGGGCUGCGUUGGGCCUGCCGGAGUGACUUUUAAACCAGAACCAUUUUACAACAAAUCAAAAGUUAAAAUCAGAACUCUACUUGCUUUACUUUUAUAAAACGGUGAAUUAUAUUUUUGACAGAUUGUGAGAUUGAGAGUACUGUAAUUUAGACUCCCUGGCUGUAAUAGCAGUAGUUCCCACUAAAUUAUCUCUAUACCCGUACUGGAAAGGAGCUUUUAAAGGAACCGUUCACCCAAAAUGGAAAAUUCUGUCUUCAUUUACUCACCCUCAAGUUCAAAAUCUGUAUACAUUUCUUUGUUCCAAUGAACACAGAUAUUUGGAAGAAGGCGUGUAACCAAACAGUUCUUGGCCACCAUUGACUACCAUAGUAGGAAAAAUGUAUUUAUGAAUUUCUUUGUUCUGUUGAAAACAAAAGAAGAUAUUUUGAAGAAUGUAUGAAGCAAACAGUUCUGAGGCACUUUUGACAACCAUUGUCAUUUUUCCUACCAUGGUAGUAGCUGAUGAUGACCGAAAUUUUAUUUUUAGGUGAACCGUCCCUUUAACUCCAUACACAUUCGUGAUAUUCAUUUAAGCAUAGUAACAACCUUAAAUUUUAAAUAAAAAAAGAAUGCUCAUAGGGGUUUGGAACUAAAUUAAAUGAUGACAGAAUGUUCAUUUUGGGGUGAAGUACUCCUUUAGUCCUUUUUUUGGACUCAGGCCUCCUCUUUUUGUGAGGAUAAGGUAUUAGUUUUUUGUCUGCCCUCAGGCUCACAGAGAUUUUAGUUGAAUAGAUGAGGUGAAAGAAAACCAACAUGCUGCUUUAGUUUUUUGAAAGUGGAACAGAUGAACUUAUUACUGUAAGAGCCCUGCAUGGCAUAAUAUCAGUGACAUGUAAGAAAAUGCUCACAAGUAAUCUAUUGAAAUCUAUUGAAAUGUUUCUUUGUGAAGAAUGUAUUGGUCAUAACAGGGUUUAAUAGCUUUUUGCAACGGAGUCAUUCAAUUUGAUCUCCAAACAGAACAUUGUAUUCGCCACUUUAAAUUACAUGCCACAGCUAUACAGACCUCAGAUUUCCCACUGAAUCUGUCUGUUCAUUUAAAGAAUGUUAAUCUGUUCUCCUGUUUAAAAUGUAUUAAUCAUGUCAGUCAUCUUUUGCCAAAUAUGAAAGGUAGCUGUUGUGUAUUGUUAAGUUUUUGUCGCCUAUUGCAAAUAAAUCAUCCAACAAUCAAUAUUGUUUUAUUUCACU
Messenger RNA from Triplophysa rosa, 2869 nucleotides. It is a transcript of the gene stk33, whose product is annotated as serine/threonine kinase 33. The transcript has 13 exons. Gene Ontology annotation, molecular function: protein kinase activity; ATP binding. Bases 115 to 1572 code for a protein of 485 amino acids. The record is from RefSeq and is a predicted model, not a curated record. Gene Ontology annotation, biological process: protein phosphorylation. Lineage: Eukaryota; Metazoa; Chordata; Actinopteri; Cypriniformes; Nemacheilidae.